AUGCGUAUUGAGAAGUGUUGGUACUGUUCAAGUAAUAUAUAUCCAGGCCAUGGCGUGACUUUUGUAAGGAAUGAUGCUAAAAUUUUCAGGUUUUGUAGAAGUAAGUGCCAUAAGCACUUUAAAAUGAAGCAUAAUCCAAGAAAAUCUAAGUGGACCAAGGCAUAUAGAAAGACCCACGGAAAGGAAAUGAUUAUGGAUACUACAUUCGAAUUUGAAAAGAAGAGGAACUGUCCAAUAAGAUAUGACAGAGAGCUAUACAUAAAAACUAUUAAGGCAAUGAAAUUGGUGGAAAAGAUCAAGGAGUCAAGGAAGGAGAGAUUUUACAAGACAAGAUUAAUGAAACAGCAGCAAACACAAAAGACCUUGGUAGAUAAGGAAACAGAAAGAAAUGCCACAUUAUUGAAAGGACCUGAAAUUCCUUUAAUACAAACAACAACUAUGAGCGAUAUUUCUCGCCAAAAAGCUCUUAAAAAGAGUGAGAAGAAAAUGAAUAAGAUGGUAGAAAAGAGAAAGUCUUUUAUAGAUAAAUUUAGUGGUAAUGCAGAUGUUAGUAUGAUGGAUACAGAAGAUGAACAGGAGGAAAUUGUUUUAUAA
Molecule: messenger RNA, 594 nt
Organism: Cryptosporidium ubiquitum
Lineage: Eukaryota; Apicomplexa; Conoidasida; Eucoccidiorida; Cryptosporidiidae
Product: 60s ribosomal protein L24
Exons: 1
Coding region: 1-594 (197 amino acids)
Biological process (GO): ribosomal large subunit biogenesis
Cellular component (GO): nucleolus
Source: RefSeq, a predicted model, not a curated record